AACGUCACUGCAGCAGUUUCAAAACAGCCACAAAAUAUUGUCUCCCAGUGGAUGGAGUCGUGUUUUCUUAAAAUGUGUUGUUUAAUUUGUAUAAUUUAGAAAGUUUCUUGCAGUAAAUGCGUUAAGCCGUUUAUCGACGAAGUGUUUGAAGAAAACACUAAUUUGGAUAAUUAGUGUGCACUUGUGCUAAGUAUAACUACAUUGACAACUAGUUCUCACGCAGCGUUGCACUUGGUACUGUGAAUGUCACGAUUUUGAAACAAUUUAAUCAUGGCAUUAUACGUACUGUACGAGCAUGCUGCCGGCUACGCCGUAUUUAACGUCAAAGAGUUUGAAGAGAUAUCGAUGCUGCUGCCCCAGGUCGAGCAGUCCAUAACCGAUCUAUCCCGUUUCAAUUCGAUCGUGAAGCUGGUGGCAUUUUCUCCCUUCAAAACCGCAGUUUCUGCGCUGGAAAACGUCAAUGCCAUCUCAGAAGGAAUCGUCCCGGAUGAUCUGUCGGUAUUCUUGGAUUCGGUUCUGCCAAAAUCGUCAAAGUCCAACAAGUUCACGUUGGGUGUGGCUGAUGCUAAGUUGGGCGCGGCUCUCGCGGAAGCGCUGAAGAUUCAAUGUUCACACAUUGGAGCCGUUCCGGAGAUUCUUCGGGGCGUUCGUCAUCACUUCCCAAAGUUGGUGAAAGGAUUUUCCGAUAAAAGCGCUGGUGUCGCUCAGUUGGGUCUGGGCCAUAGCUACUCUCGUUGCAAGGUAAAAUUCAAUGUUCAUCGUUCAGACAAUAUGAUUAUUCAAUCGAUCGCGUUGCUGGAUCAGCUGGACAAAGACAUCAAUACAUUUUCGAUGAGGAUUAGGGAGUGGUAUUCCUAUCAUUUCCCAGAGCUGGUGAAAAUAGUUCCAGACAAUUAUCUGUUUGCUAAGGUUGCUCAUUUUGUCAAGGACCGCAAGUCGCUAUCGCAAGACAGUUUGGAAGGUCUCGAAGAGAUUGUGAUGGAUUCGGAAAAGGCACAGGCUAUCAUUGAUGCCUCCAAAAUGUCCAUGGGAAUGGAUAUUUCAGUAAUCGAUUUGCUAAACAUUGAAAUGUUUGCAAAGCGAGUGGUAAACUUGUCCGAGUAUCGACACCAAUUGGCGGAAUAUCUGCACUCGAAAAUGACAAACGUUGCACCGAAUUUACAGUCUUUGAUCGGAGAUCAAGUAGGUGCCAGGCUCAUUUCAAAAGCUGGCAGUCUUACCAAUUUGGCCAAGUAUCCCGCAUCUACCGUGCAAAUUUUGGGAGCCGAAAAGGCCCUAUUCCGAGCUUUGAAAACGAAAAGCAACACACCCAAAUAUGGACUGUUGUUCAAUUCGUCAUUUAUUGGUCGAGCGAAUGCCAAAAAUAAAGGUCGCAUUUCGCGCUUCUUGGCUAACAAGUGCUCCAUUGCAUCUCGCAUAGAUUGCUUCACCGAGUCUCCAAACAGCGUGUUCGGUGAAGCGUUGAAACAACAAGUGGAAGAUCGUCUCAAGUUCUACGAAUCCGGUGAGGCGCCUCGCAAGAACGAAGAAGUCAUGAAGGAGGCAAUUGAAGUAGCAGCUCAACUCAACGCCAGUCAGAUGAGUGUGAAGAAAAAGAAGAAGAAGAAGGACAAGAAACGUAAACACGAGGAAGCUGAAGAUGCCGAGGAAAAUGCAGCGAAUGGAACCCUAGAUGACACUGCUACCACCAACGGAAAUGGAACAUUCGUAGAAGCAGAACCUGAACCAGAAGAAGGCGAGCCAAAAAAGAAGAAAAAGAAGAAGAAGAACAAAGUCGCCGAGGAAUGAAGAGCUUUUAAAGAGAUAAGUACAAUAUAUUUUUCUUUCUAUAUGUUAGUAUCAAGCUUCGGAGCUUAUUCUUAGAGUAGGGAGAUGAUACGAAGAUUUUCGAUUCCACUAAUAGAUUUACAAGGUAGUUUCAAUUGCCUAUAGUUUGAAUCGAAUGGUCACGUCUCCCCCUAUUCGCUAAAUAGGCAUAGUUAUAUUCAAUAAAAACUCUUGUUUUCUAACUGAGCGUAGAAUAAGCUAAA
This is a messenger RNA of Armigeres subalbatus, 2030 nucleotides long. RefSeq names its product nucleolar protein 56 (gene Nop56). Bases 271 to 1788 code for a protein of 505 amino acids. The record is from RefSeq and is a predicted model, not a curated record. NCBI's taxonomy places the organism in Eukaryota, Metazoa, Arthropoda, Insecta, Diptera, Culicidae. Gene Ontology annotation, cellular component: box C/D methylation guide snoRNP complex; small-subunit processome. The transcript is spliced from 2 exons. Gene Ontology annotation, molecular function: snoRNA binding.